AUGUCGAUCCCCUAUGGAGGCCUCGACUGCUCGAACGUCACCCCAGAAUGCCCGGUUGAGUUCUCAGUCUUGGAAUACAGGCCAAGCCUGGGAGCAAACGCCUUCUUCUUGGCCAUCUUCGCUCUGUGUGCGAUACUCCAACUGAUCUUCGGCAUCAAAUGGAAGACCUGGACGUUCUGCUUCGCACUCACCUGCGGAUGUAUCUUGGAGUUCGUUGGGUACAUUGGUCGAGUUUUGUUGUGGAAGAACCCAUACAACACGGAGGGCUUUGAGAUUCAGAUCAUUUGUCUUAUUAUUGCUCCAGCGUUCACCGCUGCUGGUGUCUACCUGACACUCAAGCACUUCGUCAUCGCUUUCGGCCGCGAGUACUCCCUUAUCAAGCCCCAACUGUACACCUGGAUUUUCAUCUCCGCCGACAUCUUCUCGCUUCUGCUCCAAGCGCUGGGUGCGAUUUUGUCUACGGUUGGAGCCUCGGAUAUAACCGUAGGAAGCGACAUCGCUUUGGCUGGCAUCUGUUUCCAAGUCGCAUCGCUGGCCUUCUUCGGUGUGACGGCUACCGUCUACUUCACUCGAGUCUGGCAGAACCGCUCGACGGUGUCCGACGAAGCGAAGAAGUUGGCGCACUCUUUGAGGUUCCGUAUGUUCGCUGGUGGCAUCGUCCUGGCCUACUUGACCAUUCUGACUCGAUGCUGCUAUCGAAUUCCAGAGCUCGCGGGUGGAUGGGGAAACUCGGUCUACCGGACGGAAGUCCUCUUCAUCGUGCUCGAUGGUGUGAUGAUUACCAUGGCGACUCUGGCUCUGACGUUGCUUCACCCUGGAUUCUUCUUCCCACGGCUAUCGGCUCCCUUCCGCAUGCGGAAGAAGAAGGAAAGGCGUGCUCAGAGCUCUGAAUCCCCUGAGUCGUCUGGAUCGGAUCUAGAGGAGGCGAAGGUUGUUGAAGAUAGCGAGUAA
Molecule: messenger RNA, 951 nt
Organism: Zasmidium cellare ATCC 36951
Lineage: Eukaryota; Fungi; Ascomycota; Dothideomycetes; Mycosphaerellales; Mycosphaerellaceae
Exons: 3
Coding region: 1-951 (316 amino acids)
Cellular component (GO): plasma membrane; fungal-type vacuole
Source: RefSeq, a predicted model, not a curated record